UUCUCUCUCUCUUGAAGAACUCAUCGAAUUCUUGCAGCCAUGGAGAGAGAUAUCUAGAGAGAGAGUAAGAAUGAGUAAUUCAAGAAGGGAGCAAAAGAGAACAUCCCUAUAUGGAAAAAUACAACACCUCCGCUCAGUCACCCAUUCCACCUCGGUGAACAAAACCUCAAUCAUAGUAGAUGCAUCAAAGUACAUUGAGGAGCUAAAGGAUAAGGUAGAAAGGUUGGAGGAAAGCUCAAGUCAUGGCCAUGAGUACUCAUUGCCCAUAGAAGUUAGCGUUGAAACCCUAAAAAGGGGAUUCCUAAUUAAUGUGUACUCGGAUAGGAAUUGCCCCGGUUUGCUAGUCUCUGUGCUUGAAGCAUUCGAUGAGCUAGGGCUUGAUGUGCUCGAUGCCAAGGUCUCUUGUUCCGACAACUUUCAUCUAGAAGUUGUUGGAGGCGAAAAUGAGGAACAGAAGUUUGGAGUUGAUGCCCAAGGGGUAAAACAGGCAGUGCUGGAAGCCAUCAAGAAGUGGAGCGAAAGCAAUAAUGAUGAGCAAGAGUGAAAUUGAUCAUUUAGUUUCAUAUGGGUUUGAUCUUGAUCUUGAUCAUGAGCUGCAGGCUGCCUAGCUAUUGGUGGAUUUAUUUAGUUUCUCCUUUCUGUCAUUUCUUUUCCUAUAUUAUAUAUAUGUGUAUGAUGAGCUUUUCGUCAUUCCAUUCUUGUCCUUUUCAUCCCUUACAUGUCUUCAUUCGUAGUUCCUUCCCAAGGAAGUGAAAAGUUCUACCCCUCUCUAUUACAUUUCAAGGUAAAUUUUACUCAUUUUCUUAAUUCUUUAGUUAACUAGAAAAUAGAAGAACAAAAGUCAC
Molecule: messenger RNA, 845 nt
Organism: Impatiens glandulifera
Lineage: Eukaryota; Viridiplantae; Streptophyta; Magnoliopsida; Ericales; Balsaminaceae
Product: transcription factor SCREAM2-like
Exons: 4
Coding region: 71-544 (157 amino acids)
Biological process (GO): regulation of DNA-templated transcription
Cellular component (GO): nucleus
Molecular function (GO): DNA-binding transcription factor activity; sequence-specific DNA binding; protein dimerization activity
Source: RefSeq, a predicted model, not a curated record